AUGACCGAUGUCGUGUUUAAGAAGAAAUCGCGUGCGGGCGCGCGAAAUGUGCGGAAGCGGGAUACGGGCGCGCUAGAGGAAGAGGCGUCUGCAGAGAAGCUGUCUUCUGCCGUCGUCACGAAAAAAAAGCGCGUCGACGUAGGCGCAGAAGCGCGCCCGUUGGAUCGGUUCGGCGCACGCACGGUCCAUGCCGCGGCAAGUGCGAGCGGAUCGGCGAUGAACGACAACCAGAACCAGCGCGAUAGCACACGGCAUACUGACUGGGACCUGGAGACGGAAUUUACACGCGAGCUUGGCGAAUCCAAAUCGAAGGCAAGCAAUGACGACGGCAAGUACCGAGGCAUGUCGAGCUACAGCAAGUAUACAGAGGAGCGCGAUGACGGUUCCUCGGCAAAGUUCAAGGCCAAGGGCCCGAUCCGCGCGCCGACCAAUGUGCGCACCAUCACUGUCGUGGACUACCAGCCGGACGUGUGCAAAGACUAUAAAGAGACGGGGUACUGUGGCUUCGGCGAUACGUGCAAGUUUUUGCACGACCGCAGCGACUACCUUGCGGGGUGGCAGAUGGAUAGCGUCGAAGAAGCUGCCGAUGCACGCGCCGGCACGUUUGGCCAAGGACUCGACGAGGAGGUCGAGGAAGACGUGCCAUUUGCCUGCCUGCUCUGCCGACAGCCGUUCGAGGAGCCCGUCGUGACGCUCUGUGGCCACUAUUUCUGUGCAAAAUGUGCCAUCCAGCGCUACACCAAGACACCAAAGUGCUUUGCAUGCGGCGCGAAAACGCACGGCCUGUUCAACGCUGCAUCCAAGAUCCUGCAUCGCAUGAACAAGCGCCAUAUGCAUCGUACGCAAGACCGCCGAGAGAAGCGCAGGCAGCACGGCAUGGAUAGCGAGAGCGAAGAGGAGCAGAUCUUGGAUGGAGUCGUGGUCGGGGAAUGA
This is a messenger RNA of Malassezia vespertilionis, 933 nucleotides long. RefSeq names its product N-terminal methionine N(alpha)-acetyltransferase NatE (gene CWC24). Gene Ontology annotation, molecular function: metal ion binding. The record is from RefSeq and is a predicted model, not a curated record. Gene Ontology annotation, cellular component: U2-type spliceosomal complex. Bases 1 to 933 code for a protein of 310 amino acids. Gene Ontology annotation, biological process: snoRNA splicing. The transcript has a single exon. NCBI's taxonomy places the organism in Eukaryota, Fungi, Basidiomycota, Malasseziomycetes, Malasseziales, Malasseziaceae.